AUGCUUUCAUCUGUCCUCCAUCCCGUCACACCGAACUGUUAUUGUGUGAAACCCAGAGCUAAAGUGACAGUCGUCGGUAGUGGUUCUGUUGGCAUGGCAUGUAUUAUUGCUUUUAAUGUUAUUGUUUGGGAAUGUGUAAAUGAGCUAUGUCUUAUUGAUGUGAUGACCGAGAAAGUAAAAGGGGAAGUGAUGGAUCUUGAACAAGGUCAACAAUUUCUCAACAACUGCAAGAUACGAGGGGGUAGCGAUCAUGCUCUUUCUGCUGGCUCUGAUGUAAUUGUCAUUACUGCUGGUGUUAGACAGCAACCUGGAGAAUCACGCUUAAAUUUAGUCCAACGAAACACUGAUAUUUACAAAGAUCUCAUUCCAAGCCUAGUGAAGCACAGUCCUGACGCGGUGCUGCUCGUCGUGUCGAAUCCCGUUGACAUUAUGACUUACGUCACCUGGAAGCUAAGUGGAUUUCCUCGUAAUCGCGUACUUGGCAGUGGAACCACUCUGGAUUCCGCCAGAUUCCGAUUUUUCCUUGCUCAGAGAUUCGGUGUUGAUCCUCAAUCCGUGCAUGGAAUUAUAAUCGGUGAGCACGGUGACUCCUCAGUUGCUGUCUGGAGUAAGGUAACCGUCGGAGGCUGCAAUUUAUACUCUAUUAACCCCGCUGUCGGAACUGACAGCGAUAUAGAGAAUUUUGGUCAAGUACACAAAGACACCGUGGGAGCAGCCUAUGAAAUAAUUAACCGCAAGGGUUAUACUGCAUGGGCCAUUGGUGUUUCAACCUGGAAGAUCGUGGACCUCAUACUAAAUAACAAAAAUGCAGUCAUUCCUGUCACGACUGCCGUAAAGGGCCUAUAUGGAAUAACCGACGAUGCAUUUCUCAGCCUCCCAUGCGUCGUAGGCGCCACAGGAAUUGCGAGCGUAGUCAAUAUCCCUCUAGAUGACGCAGAAAUUACCUCCUUGCAAAAAAGUGCCCAAUUACUUCGGGAAACGACCGAUGGAAUUAACUGGUAA
Messenger RNA from Echinococcus granulosus, 1002 nucleotides. RefSeq names its product L-lactate dehydrogenase B chain. Gene Ontology annotation, molecular function: L-lactate dehydrogenase (NAD+) activity. Gene Ontology annotation, cellular component: cytoplasm. The transcript has 6 exons. Lineage: Eukaryota; Metazoa; Platyhelminthes; Cestoda; Cyclophyllidea; Taeniidae. The record is from RefSeq and is a predicted model, not a curated record. The coding region runs from base 1 to 1002 and encodes 333 amino acids. Gene Ontology annotation, biological process: carboxylic acid metabolic process.